UUAUGAUUUUUGAGGUUCUUUCAUGUCUUAUAUGCAAGAUUUUGGACGCUGUUUGUGUCUGGUUUUUGCUUAUAGUCCCUCAGUGAAUUUUGUCUCCCACGCGUGGAUCUUUGUUGGGAGAUUAUGUUUUGGUUCAAGAAAUAAGAAUCUUGGAAGCAAUGGUUGCUCAUAUGCACUAUUACCGGAUCAUUUCAUUAUGGAGAGUUGUGGUCCCGGCUGAUGAUGAUUUCUGGAAUUAUCUGCUUUAGAUAGGUUUUGAUUUAAGUGGUUCGUCCAUGUCUUAAAUAUCAAGAAAUUGGACGAUGUUGUGUCUGGUUUUCACUUAUAGUCCCUCAGUGAAAUUGUGCAUGCAGACAGUAUGGUUGGAAUUUUAGGGUUUCUGUUUCUAGAUUGUAAACUUUUUCUCGUGGCACUGAAUUGAUGAAACAAUUCUGGAGUCGGAUGAUAUUGGGAUUUUGGUGCACUUGCUCAUGUUUGAGUUCCUUCAACUUUACAUAGCGGAAGCAGCAGGCUUUAUGGUUUGAGUUUCACCAACUUGGUUCAGUUUUUGAUUGUUCUGUUAUUCUGUUUUGGUUUAGUAUUAUACGAUGGCAGUCAAGGCAGCAACUAGAGUCUCAACCUGUGAUGGAUUUGGAGGACUGCCUGUGAAAACCCAAGUCUGCACCUACUGGCUUGCAGGGAGAUGCAAUAGGAAUCCAUGUAGGUUCAUGCACAGAGAAUCGCCACCUCCACAAUCUCGUGAGAUCCAGUUGGCACCAGCGAAGGACGUUCGUGGAAUGCAAUCCAGAAAGAUGACCUGGAGGAGUCCUAAAUAUAAGAACCCCGAGACUGCCACCCUUUCAAGUUAUAAAGGAGGCAUGCACACCAGUAGAAGUGGUCAGAGCAGCCAUCAGAACGUCUUGGCAAAUACUGGAAAUGAGAAUGUUCACAUGGAUAUAGAAAUGACCAUCGCUUCCUCGAGCACUCAUGGUGAUAUACAGGCCCAGCCAGAGGUUUUGAAAGCUGUAAGAAGUGAACCUGAAAAUUUUAGCUCUCAAAAAGCUAAGCCAAAGCAAUGCAAGUACUGGGUCACAGGAAAUUGUGUCCAUGGAGACAAGUGCAAGGAUCUGCACUCUUGGUUCUCUGGUUCUGGAUUCACAUUGUUGAAAAAGUUAGAAGGGCAUACCAAGGCUGUUACUGGGAUUUCGCUCCCAUCUGGCUCCAACAGGCUAUAUUCAUGUAGCAAGGAUAAAACCAUUCGAGCUUGGGACUGCCACACUGGUCAGUGUGCUGGUUCUGUAAUUACCGAUGGUGAAGCAGGGUGUUUAAUCAGCGAAGGCUCGUGGUUAUUGGUUGGACUGCAAACUGCUUUGAAGGCAUGGAACCUCCAACAUCAUGCUGAGUUUGGUUUCGGUCUACUUGCUGGGUUAGUUUGUAGCAUGGUCCUGGAUGAUGAUAAGUUGUUUGCUGGAAUGGAGGAUGGUAGCAUACUGGUAUGGAAAUUGAAUCUGGAGGCUCUUACCCUGGAGGCUGCUGAAAUGCUGAAGGGGCACCAAGGCGCCGUGACAUCACUUAUUGUAGGGUCUGACAAUAGGCUCUAUUCAGGAUCAAGAGACUGUACCAUAAGGGUGUGGGACCGGAAAAAUCUGCAUUGUUUGCAUACACUAAAUCGGCACACAAGAGCUGUAACGGCCAUCAUUUGCUGGGAUAACUAUUUGCUAUCUGCUUCUCUGGACAACACACUGAAGAUUUGGGCUGCAACUGAAAGCGGGACCAUAGACGUGAUUCAUGAGAUCAAAGAAGAUUGUGGUUUUAUUGCUCUUUGUGGCAUACAUGAUGCUGAGGCCAAGCCUAUUCUGCUCUGCUCAUGUAACGACAACACUGUCCGCCUCUAUGACUUGCCCUCGUUUACCGAAAGGGGCAGAAUAUUUUCCAAGCUGGAAGUUGAAGUGAUAGAAAUUGGCAGCGACGGACUAUUUUUUACGGGUGACGGCACUGGGGAGAUCUCCGUCUGGAAAUUGCAUGGAGUUCCAUGUGAAGAAACUGCGUUGUAACUCUACUUGAUGAAGAAAGAGAGAAUGCUGUUGAUAUGUUUUUCAGGCAAUCUCGUCAUUUAGAUUGUUGAUAACAGUCUCCAGAACACCAGCGAUGUAAAAAGGCCACAAUUUUGUAUAUGCACUUGCGUUCAAUUAUUCAUAUAUUCUUCUU
Molecule: messenger RNA, 2187 nt
Organism: Sesamum indicum (sesame)
Lineage: Eukaryota; Viridiplantae; Streptophyta; Magnoliopsida; Lamiales; Pedaliaceae
Product: zinc finger CCCH domain-containing protein 17
Molecular function (GO): protein binding; metal ion binding
Source: RefSeq, a predicted model, not a curated record